Polypterus senegalus (gray bichir) is the source of this 1055-nucleotide messenger RNA. RefSeq lists its product as uncharacterized. The transcript is spliced from 16 exons. Bases 26 to 688 code for a protein of 220 amino acids. Lineage: Eukaryota; Metazoa; Chordata; Cladistia; Polypteriformes; Polypteridae. The record is from RefSeq and is a predicted model, not a curated record.
UGUGGCGCUAUUUGAUAAUAGCAUCAUGAAGACGUUCGUGCUGUUGGCCAUCUUCCUUUCACUGGCACUUCCAAGCCAGGCAGCAGAUUCAGGCUUCAAUGUUAAGGACAUUGUGAAAGGGCUGAAUGAUCUGACUGGUGAGAAAAGAGAGCUUGGUUUGAAUGUUGAUGACCUUGUUCAAGGGCUAAAUGGCUUGACUGAUCAGAAAAGAGAGCUUGAAAGUGAAAAUGUAGAGGAUGAGGCACAAGAUGUUCAAGAAGGAGAGAUUGAUGAAAGUGAAUUUCAAGAUGAAUCCAAUCAGAUAGAAGGGCAAGAAGAUGAUCAGCAGCAGAAAAGAGAAUUUGACCUUGAAGAAGAUGAUGAAAAACUAAACGAAGAUGACUCACUUAGUCAGAGAGAGUUAGGUGAGAAGGCUGCAGAAUUAGAAAAAGGGAACACUGACACCAAUAAAAAACGCUGGUAUGGAUGCUACUUUGGUCACCGAAGGCUUUACUGUUCACGAGUUCUGUAUUGCAAAAUCCGUCCUUACAGGAGAUGCAGUUAUGCUGGCUGCUACUACCGUUACUACAGACUCUGUUUGAUUAGGAGGAAAAUUUGUGUGAGGAGAAGAUACUGCCGCUAUUAUGGCUAUUAUAGAUACUACCACUGCAGAAGAUGCUACUACUCUACAUACUGGAAAUACGUUUAAUGCAUCACGAGACAGGGUGUGCAGAGUAUGAGAGGCUUCACUCCUUAUCUUUACACAGAAUUUGGCAUCUUCAAACUCAAUGGCUUUUCCACUGCACAAGCAUAAAAUAGAACUAAAAUUGAAAUAUUUAUAAAUGUGCUUUUUAAAGUAUUUUAAAUAUGCUUUUCCUUAAUAAUUGUGCAUGCAUGUUGCACAAUGUAAGUUUAGUCUUAACUUUUAGUGUGAUUAAAUGAUGCUUACUGGCACCGACUGUUCAAAACAGUUGGAUUGUUUUCCAUCUCCGCACAUCAUUUAAUGUUAAUUACAGUGUAUAUAGGGUCCAUUUGUGUUUUGUGAAAUUGCUUCUGCUGAAUGAAAAAAAAAAAAA